This is a messenger RNA of Prorocentrum cordatum, 1742 nucleotides long. The record is from the annotation of a GenBank genome assembly. Lineage: Eukaryota; Dinophyceae; Prorocentrales; Prorocentraceae.
AUGGAUGACAUCAGCGACCACAAAGGCAAGUGUUGCGAGGAACCACAAGCCCCAGGUGGCACCAGCAGCCAUGAAGCCACCGGCCUCCACUACGAGGGCGACUCCAGCACCGACAGAGAGGAGCAGAUCGAGGACGGGCUUAGCCCGUCAAAGGAGCAGAUCAAGGAACAUAUCAAGGAGGAAAUCCCAGACCCGAAGGAUAUUGAAGCCAUCCUGUGGUGUCCUUUCGUGCCCGUGCAUCCAGAGGGGCCCGUCAUCGAGUGGCUCAGCCCGCGUGUGCUCGAGGGCGGCAGCUGCCGCCGCCCGGUGCCUCACGGGCCCUGCCCCCCGGCGCCCUUCCCGCCGCGCGGGAGCCCGCCGUUGGCUGAGGUGGUCCCGCGGCCGCCCUCACUCGGCGGCCCCAGCCUGCACAAACCACUGCCGCAACCCGGGGAGCCCGCGGGCGCCGACUUCUUCGAGGUGUCGCGGGUGCAGCCCCUCCCAGCCCCCACCGAAGGGUGGGGGGCCAGCCGGCACGGCAGCAGCACCGACGGGGCGCACGGCGCCCGCCCGGCCCAGGCGGCGCCCGAGGCCUCCGAGGGGAAGAGCCCCGGGGCCGCCGGCGCGGGCGCAGAGGUCGGCCUGCCGUCCCGCCUCCGCGGCGGCUACCUCGGGAGGCUGGUGCAGCAGGACGAGCCGAGGUGCCUCGUCCCGCUCUGGCUUUUCCGGUGGCCGGCCCAGGCGAUGGUGGCGGGCUUCUGCACCCUGCUCUUCGGGGUGGCGGCCGCCGUGCUGCUGUCGGCGGCGGCGGGCAUCUCGGAGACGUCAAUGGACUACGUGGCUGGCGAUGUGCAGAGGGAGUUCGUGAUCGAUGAGGACAUCGAUGGCGAGGCCCUUGUCUCGUACGAGCUGCCCGAGGUCCUCAUGAAUCAGAAGCGGUUUGUGGAGAGCAAGGACGACUACAUCGUGGGCAGCAUGAUUAACCGCUACAACUGCGAGGACGCCCAAAUCAGAGAUGUCGGGUGGCGGCGCUGUCCCGGCCCCCCGGGCUCGGAGGAGUGCGCCAGGUGGCGGGACUGCCCGCACGGGCCAGACUGCCCGCAGGAUGCCAUCCAGUCCGACCCGAUCCUGCGACGACUGGCUAACACGUCGUCCUUCCGCCCAUGUGGGCUGGUGUCCCUGUCCAUGUUCACCGACAGGUACAGGCUCGUUCGCCUCGAAGAUGGAGCCGAGAUCAGUCUGGUGGAGUCUGGCGUCUCGCUCGACAGCCAAGACGAAGUGUACAGCGACAAGGUGCUCCCCACCAUUGGCGGCGUGGGAGCCGGUGCCGAGCUCACGGUGGAGGGGGUACCGAGCUGGUUGACGGUGCAGGACAACUUUUUCGAACAUUUCAAGGUCUGGAGCCGGCAGCCAGCGUCGCCCCGCGUCAGGAACCUGUGGGCGCGCGUACCAGGCGGCCUCAGCUCGGGGCGAUACCGGCUGGAGUUUCUCGAGAACGACAGGGUGUGGACCGACGCCUGGAGGGUGCCUUACAAGCGGGUCAUCAUCUCGGAGGCUCAUUUGCUCGGCAGCCCAGGCGCCUGCGCCCUCUUAGGGGGUGUCUGCCUCGUAGCCUGCUGCCUGCAGGCCGUCUGUGUCUGCGUGUUCCUGUCCGCGUCGAGGCAUCACACCUGUUCUGCAAUGCUGUCCUGAGCGCAACGCCGAAGCGCGUGCUCGAGGAGGUGGAGCUCGCCGUCGCUGAGGCGAGGAAAAUGGGCGGCCGA